UCUGCACAAUUGCAGCAACAGUAGUCAAACACACAUAUAAAAGCCUCCCAUGAAACCCACAAACCAGUUCCCAUCAACUCGUUCAAGCCAAAACACCAAAAUGAAGACCUUGGUUUGCCUUUUCGUCGUCACCAUCAUCGCCACUUCGAUGGCAGACAACUUCCAUCAAAAAAUGCAAGAAUACAGCCAACAAUGCAAAUCCGAAACUGGAAUAUCCAAUGAGGCCUUGUCGCAAAUCCUCAGACCCUCUGACGACCCAAAACGCAAGGAACAUAUUUUCUGUAUUUUGAAAAAAGCUGGAUUUAUGAACGACGACGGAGAUUUGCUUGUUGACGCUAUUGUGGCUGAAUACACUCAAGGUGGUUCUAAUCCUGAAGGCAUAGAAAAGAUAACGAAGAAGUGUGCCGUGAAGAAGGAGAGUCCUCCGGAGACUGCCACCCACUUCAUCGAAUGCGUACAUCGACCCAGACCGAAGAGAUACGUGUUGUUUAGAAAUGUUGCAGCAGAAGAAUAGAAAUAAAUUGAUUUUUCCUAAAA
Molecule: messenger RNA, 537 nt
Organism: Zophobas morio
Lineage: Eukaryota; Metazoa; Arthropoda; Insecta; Coleoptera; Tenebrionidae
Exons: 2
Coding region: 50-514 (154 amino acids)
Biological process (GO): sensory perception of smell
Molecular function (GO): odorant binding
Source: RefSeq, a predicted model, not a curated record